This is a messenger RNA of Megalobrama amblycephala (Wuchang bream), 1096 nucleotides long. RefSeq lists its product as uncharacterized. The coding region runs from base 1 to 690 and encodes 229 amino acids. NCBI's taxonomy places the organism in Eukaryota, Metazoa, Chordata, Actinopteri, Cypriniformes, Xenocyprididae. The record is from RefSeq and is a predicted model, not a curated record. The transcript has 4 exons.
AUGAGCAGAUUAAGCCGGCUAAAGAAGCUUAUUAAUGAGCCCAGUUCUACAAAGAAAACCCUGAAGAUGAUUAAGUGGCUUCAGAAAAGGAAACUGCUAAAAACAAAAAAUAAAUGCAGAAUUUGUCAUCGGGACAUGAAAAUGAAGAAAAGGACGAACAGUGGAGACCAAUAUGCUUGGAUUUGUCGACAAGCAGGAGCACAUGAGGGAAGGGCAAAACAAAUUUCUGUCAGGCACAAAUCAAUAUUCAGUGGAUCAAAGGUCUCCUUCAGUAGGUGGAUGCAAUUCCUGUACAGGUUUUCUCAGGGUCUGCGGUUACGGCAGAUAGACAUGAUGGACGACAGCAUUGCAGGCAGUUCAGCAACACUUAGUAAAAUGGCAAAGAAAAUAAGGGAAGUCUGUGUCACAGCAGUUGAAAGGAUGAGAAGGUGUACAGGUCAGCAGAUUGGUGGAAGAAGGGAGUUUGUUGUGAUCGACGAAAGCCAUUUUCGGCACAAAAGAAAGUAUGGUAGAGGAAGAAUGGCUGGUGGGUGGAAAAGAAAGAAGUGGGUCUUUGGAAUGUUAGGUGUGAGGCAUCAGCAAAAAAAAAUCCAGAAAACCUAUUCUACGUCUUAUGGAAAAAAGAUCUCGAAACCAUCUAGUCCCUUUGAUUGCACAUCAUGUGAGGCCUGGGUCAUCAAUUAUCAGUGACGAGUGGCGUGCCUAUCACAUACUCCCUGCACUAGGGUACAACCAUCACACUGUCAACCACAGCAGGUGGUAUGUAGAUCCCCACACUGGUGCCCAUACCCAACAUAUUGAAAGGGCCUGGAGAUCUUACAAGGAGCAGAUCUGGAGGCUUAGGGGAAAUCGGACUGAGAGUUUGCUUUCUGACCACCUUGCAGUGAUAGAGUGGAAUGAAUGGCUGGCAAAGAAACACUAUGAUGGUGCUUUUGGCAGACUUAUUCAUGACAUUUCAAGAAUGUACAAGUAAUAUUACUUAGUCACUGUAACAAGCAUAAGAGCCCUUUAUAUAAGAAUUUAUAUAAAACAUAAUUUUCAAAUAGUGUUUGAUCAUUUGUUGAGUAUAUUUGUUUUUCUAUCUCUGUCAUUUUGU